AUGCUCAGACAACCACCACGCACUGUGGCACAGGCGACUGCAGUGGAUGAACCACACACGACGGCUACGGAUACUGUGCGCGAAGAUACCAACACGCAGAAGGAAGCCAUGUUUGACAAACCCGGAGGACACGCGCGUGAGCUGAACAAAUUUUGGAAAGCGAACGGCACAGGCAUGCCAGAAGCAGCACAGGCGACAGCCACCAAACGCGAGGCGAUGAUGCGUAGCAUGGAGGCAGACAGACACAAGCACACACACGCCACCAAAGGACCCGCGUUGUCAUGGCGACAGAAGGCACUAGCCCGCUUGAAGUCAAAGGAUAGUCAAUCACAAAUCGACAGUGGUCGGACGGACACAACUGUGGAAUCAGACACUGGACAGGCCGUAAUCAUGGCAACGCAUUCUGCAAAUGAAAGUAGUGUGUCGAAUGCCAAUGAACUUGCAACGUCGAUGUCCAACUCACUCAGAAAUCGUAUGCGAGCCACAGUAAGGAAGGUUAGUGAAGCGACAGCGGACCAUUCCGACACACUGAAAUCCACCGAAGACAACACCACAGAAUCACAAUCAACCGAAACGCCCGCAGAGCAGCCAGUUGAACCUGAGAUGUUCAAGAAGGUUAGUGAAUGCGUAUGA
Messenger RNA from Sphaeroforma arctica JP610, 633 nucleotides. RefSeq lists its product as hypothetical. The record is from RefSeq and is a predicted model, not a curated record. Lineage: Eukaryota; Ichthyosporea; Ichthyophonida. The coding region runs from base 1 to 633 and encodes 210 amino acids. The transcript is spliced from 4 exons.